AUGAGCGCUAUGCAUAAAAAUGGACCACCGCCGCCUUAUGAACCGCCUCCAACGCACACGCCCGCGUAUUCUCAGAAUGUAGGAGGAGUUCCACCUGCCAGUCCAUUUACGCCAGCCACAUGAUAUGCGAAUGGACCAACUAUAGUUACGACUAUUGUUCCGGUUGGGCCGCAUUCGACUCAUACUAUUUGUCCACAUUGCCAUGCUGAAAUAGAUACAACAACAAAAACUGAACCUGGCAUGAUCGCUUACAUCUCAGGAAUCAUAAUAGCAUUGUUGGGAUGUUGGUUGGGUUGCUGCUUGAUUCCUUGUUGUAUCGAUGAAUGCAUGGAUGUUCAUCAUACUUGCCCAAAUUGUAAAGCUUAUCUGGGACGUCAUAGAAGAUAAGCAAAUGGAUUGUAUUAGCAUACACACAAGUUGCAUUUUGAAUGUUCAAAUAGCUUUACAAUAUUUGAUUAUAAUCCAACGGAUAUAUAAGCUUUAUAUUGAAUCUGAACAUUUGGAAAGCAAUUGUUGAGUAAGAAAGUACUACACAGGAUGUAGCUUUAUUACCAGUCAGCUAUAUCUUUAUAAUGAAGUAUGCACAGUAUUUAAGUAACUAUACAUAUUCGAUAUAUACUGUUAACAUCUACAAGAUUCUUAUCGCAACAAUUUGAUAUAAUGUCUUGCACAUUUUUGUAAAAAUAUUUUACUUUUGCCAUACGGUUGAUGGAAUUAUUGCGCGCACAAUAUUUAGUAGCAAGAAGCAUGCCAUUUAAAAAAAUUUGUGUCAUGGAAAGGAAACAUGGUAUUGUAUGUGCUUCCAUUAUUUAGAGAAAUUUAUAUCUUUAAUUUACUUCCAUCAAUCUGGCAACAAAGGCAGUGUGACAUUAAUUUUUAAAGAUUCAUGUUUACUCUGAUUUACAUCUUGACCUCAGACAUUUUGUGACGUGUAACUAUUUUGUAGUAUAAUAUUAAGAAAGCCCACAAAUAGUAAGCAGCGAUAUAUGCAUGCAGUUCUUCCUUUACUCAAGCCUUUUUACAGAGUAAUUAAUAGCGUCUAUAUUUAUCAUAAAAUGCCGAUAAUUAAGCUUAUGUUUAUGUAGAUAAUCAUUAUUAUUACUGUUUUUAUUUGUUUAGCAUAUAUUCGGCAGCCAAUUUAUUAUGCAUGUGCUUGAAAAUUCAGAAAACUUAUUUAAGAAGAUAUAUAUUAUUUUUAAGAAGAUAUAGUAUAUUAUUGUUU
Nylanderia fulva is the source of this 1222-nucleotide messenger RNA. The record is from RefSeq and is a predicted model, not a curated record. Lineage: Eukaryota; Metazoa; Arthropoda; Insecta; Hymenoptera; Formicidae.